AUGAACAACAACGGAUCCGAGACUCCUUCUGGCAUGACCAGCAGUGCCGACCGCAUGGUCGGCAUGGAGCACUCUGAAGUUCGCUACUUCACUAGCUACGACCACCACGGUAUCCACGAGGAGAUGCUGAAGGAUGAUGUCCGCACCCGCUCUUACCGCGACUCGAUCUACCAGAACCGUCACAUCUUCAAGGACAAGGUCGUCCUUGAUGUCGGCUGUGGAACCGGUAUCCUGAGCAUGUUCGCUGCUCGUGCUGGUGCCAAGCAUGUCAUCGGUGUCGAUAUGUCCUCGAUCAUCGAGAAGGCUCGUGAGAUUGUUCACGUUAACGGCCUUUCUGACAAGAUCACCCUUCUCCAGGGCAAGAUGGAGGAGGUUAACCUUCCCUUCCCCAAGGUUGAUAUCAUCAUCUCCGAGUGGAUGGGCUACUUCCUUCUCUACGAGUCCAUGCUGGACACCGUUCUCUACGCCCGUGACACCUACCUCAACCCCGGUGGUCUUAUCUUCCCCGACAAGGCCACCAUGUACGUUGCCGGUAUUGAGGACGGUGACUACAAGGACGACAAGAUCGGAUUCUGGGACAAUGUUUAUGGCUUUGACUACAGCCCCAUGAAGGAGAUUGCUCUCAACGAGCCCCUCGUCGACACCGUCGAGAUGAAGGCUCUCGUGACUGACCCUUGCCCGAUCAUCACUUUCGACCUCAACACCGUCACCGCCGCCGACCUUGCUUUCAAGGUCCCCUACUCCCUCACUGCCAAGCGCAGCGACUUCAUCCACGCUCUCAUCGCUUGGUUCGAUAUCGACUUCAGCGCCUGCCACAAGCCCAUUCACUUCUCCACUGGACCCCAUGCCAAGUACACUCACUGGAAGCAGACUGUCUUCUACCUCCGUGAUGUCCUCACUGUUGAGGAGGAGGAGGGUGUUACCGGUUGGAUCGAGAACCGCCCCAACGAGAAGAACAAGCGUGAUCUGGACAUUGGCAUCUCCUACAAGUUCGAGACUGCUGACCCCACCCGCGCUGCUGAGGGUGGCUGCUUCUACCGCAUGUGUUAA
This is a messenger RNA of Penicillium nucicola, 1050 nucleotides long. RefSeq names its product protein-arginine omega-N methyltransferase HMT1 (gene rmtA). Bases 1 to 1050 code for a protein of 349 amino acids. Gene Ontology annotation, cellular component: nucleus. NCBI's taxonomy places the organism in Eukaryota, Fungi, Ascomycota, Eurotiomycetes, Eurotiales, Aspergillaceae. Gene Ontology annotation, biological process: peptidyl-arginine methylation. The transcript is spliced from 7 exons. The record is from RefSeq and is a predicted model, not a curated record. Gene Ontology annotation, molecular function: protein-arginine N-methyltransferase activity.